Gambusia affinis (western mosquitofish) is the source of this 5168-nucleotide messenger RNA. RefSeq names its product complement C3-like. The record is from RefSeq and is a predicted model, not a curated record. Gene Ontology annotation, molecular function: endopeptidase inhibitor activity; protein binding. NCBI's taxonomy places the organism in Eukaryota, Metazoa, Chordata, Actinopteri, Cyprinodontiformes, Poeciliidae. Gene Ontology annotation, cellular component: extracellular region. Bases 86 to 5044 code for a protein of 1652 amino acids. The transcript is spliced from 43 exons.
CCCCAACAUCUGAGCUCAGAGGAUAAAAAGAGCGCUCAGCCGAGGCUGCGUCUACCCUGGCAGCUGAUCAGAACCGGACCGGAGGAUGAGGAGAGCUCUUCUGCUGCUGCUGGCCUCUCUGGCCUUUGCCUCCCUGGCUGAUGGAGCCAACUACAAAGUGAUGUCUUCCCCCAACCUGAUGCGAGUGGGAACAGCAGAAAGCAUCUUUGUGGAAUGUCAGGACUGCACUGGAGGGGACAUGGUCGUCAGCAUCAACGUGAUGAACCAUCCGGCCAAAAACAAGAAGCUGACUGGGACGUCCGUGACCCUCAACGCGGCGAAUAACUACCAGGGGUUGGGAAAAGUGACUAUGCCAGUAGGAGAAUUCAGAAAGGAUCCCACCGCAAAACAAUAUGUUUACGUGCAAGCUCAGUUUCCGGACCGAUUGCUGGAAAAGGUUGUUCUGGUGUCUUUCCAGUCUGGCUACAUCUUCAUACAGACUGACAAGACGCUCUAUACUCCUGACAGCAAAGUUUAUUACAGGAUAUUUGCCUUGACGCCUCAGAUGGAGCCUGUGGAAAGAAACGACCAGAACCAAGUUGAUGCCUCUGUCGAUAUUGAAAUUGUGACACCUGAGGACAUCAUCAUCCCUCUUGAUUCAGUCGCUCUUAACGGUGGCAUGUUCUCUGGAGAUUACAAGCUAGCUGAGAUUGUCAGCCCAGGACUGUGGCAGGUGGUGGCAAAAUUCAAGAGCAACCCACAGCAGAAAUAUAACGCUUCAUUUGAGGUCAAAGAAUAUGUGCUUCCCAGUUUCGAGGUAAAGCUGCUGCCUGUGGUCCCUUUCUUCUAUGUGAACAGUGAAGAACUUGUCAUCAACAUCAAAGCUAAGUAUUUGUUUGGAAAAGAUGUUGAUGGGACUGCCUAUGUGGUGUUUGGCAUAAUGGACGGCAACGUGAAGAAAAGCCUCCCACACUCUCUUACACGAGUCCCGGUUACAAAGGGAGAAGGGCAGGCCAUACUGAAAAAGGAUCAGAUCACUCAAACUUUCAAUAUUAACGAUCAAGUGGGAAAAGCCAUCUUUGUGUCAGUCAGUGUGCUGACAGAGAGCGGCAGUGAAAUGGUGGAAGCAGAGAUCAGAGGCAUCCAGAUCGUCACGUCACCCUACAAAAUCAUUUUCACAAGAACCCCCAAAUUUUUCAAACCAGGAAUGUCCUUUGAUGUUGCGGUUGAAGUGGUAAAUCCUGAUGACAGUCCAGCAAACGGUAUCCCAGUGGUGAUCAGUCCUGGAAAUGUGAGGGGAAUCACAGCAUCAAACGGGAUGGCAAGGCUUACCAUCAAUACAGCAGCAACGGAUUCUACACUCAAAAUCAUUGCAAAAACAGAAAGACCUGAUCUUAGAGCCGACAGACAAGCAACAGCUGAGAUGACAGCUGCACCUUAUUCAACCAAUAGCAAGACUUACAUCCACAUAAGCAUAGACACCGCAGAGGUUAAAGUAGGAGAUAACCUGAAAAUAAACCUCAACCUCAAUAAACCACCACAGGAAAAGGACAUCACAUACCUGAUCUUAAGCAGAGGCCAGCUGCUGAAAUCUGAGCGCUACAGAACAAGAGGCCAAGGUCUAAUUUCCCUAAUUCUUCCCAUCACCAAAGAGAUGUUGCCCUCAUUCCGCAUCGUAGCCUACUACCACCCAACCGAUAAUGAAGUGGUGUCGGACUCUGUUUGGGUGGAUGUGACAGACUCGUGCAUGGGCUCGUUGACCUUGGAAUCAAAGAGACCGCUUCCGUCCUAUGAACCUCGCAGGAUGUUCACUCUGAAAGUCACAGGAGAUCCAGGGGCCACAGUGGGCCUCGUCGCAGUUGACAAAGGCGUCUACGUUCUGAACAACAAGCACCGUCUCACCCAGAAAAAGGUGUGGGACGAGGUAGAGCAUCACGACAUAGGCUGCACACCAGGUGGUGGGAGCAACGGUAUGAACGUGUUCUUUGAUGCUGGGCUGGUGUUUGAGUCAAGCACCGCUUCAGGAACUGCCUACAGACAAGAAAAGGGCUGCAGGGUAAGCGCCAAAAGGAAAAGAUCCACAACUAUCAUGGAAGUUAGAACUACGCUACUGAGUCAGUUUGCUAAUGAGCUGGAGAGAGAAUGUUGUUUGGACGGCAUGAAGGAAACCCCACUUUCAUACACCUGCGAGGAGCGUAAGGCGUACAUUGUGGACGGUGAAGCCUGUGCUAAUGCCUUCCUACAGUGUUGCACUACAAUCAAAACGCAGCUGUCUGAAAGGAGAGAAGAAAACCUCCAAUUAGCUCGCAGUGAGUCGGAUGACAGCUACAUGGACAGCAAUGAAAUUGUUUCUCGAACCAAGUUCCCUGAAAGUUGGCUGUGGAUAGACAUCCAGCUUCCUCGUUGCCCAGCCAAUGCCCAAAAAUGUGAGGCCGUGUCUGUGGAGAGAAAUGUUCCUCUGCAAGACUCAAUCACGACCUGGGAGUUCACUGGCAUCAGUCUGUCUCGAACACUUGGUAUCUGUGUGGGCAAGCCAUUGGAAGUUAUUGUCCAUAAGGAGUUUUUCAUUGAUCUCCGGCUGCCUUAUUCCGCCGUCCGAGGGGAGCAGCUUGAAAUUAAAGCGAUCCUUCAUAACUACAGCCCAGAGCAAAUAACCGUUCGUGUGGAACUGAUUGAGGAAGAGAACGUGUGCAGUGUGGCCUCCAAGCGUGGGAAGUACCGGCAGGAGGUCAGAGUUGGACCCGAAACUACACGAUCUGUACCAUUCAUCAUCAUUCCAAUGAAGGAAGGACAGCGCAGGAUCGAGGUCAAGGCUGCUGUCAAGGACUCAUCCCUUAAUGACGGCGUUAUGAAGAUGCUGCGCGUUGUGCCUGAAGGUGUUCUGGUUAAAACUGCCCAUAUUGUAUCUCUAGAUCCAGUUAAAAAAGCCCAGGGUGGAGCACAAGUGGAAAUCCUGAACAGCAAUAUUCCCAGGAAAGAUUUGAUUCCAAACGCACCAACCAGCACACAAGUUUCUGUGACUGGCAGAGAACAGGUUUCUGGACUUGUAGAGAAUGCCAUUAGUGGUAGAUCCAUGGGUACUCUGAUCUACCAGCCCUCAGGCUGUGGAGAGCAGAACAUGAUCCACAUGACUCUGCCAGUCAUUGCAACCACAUAUUUGGACAAAACCAAUCAGUGGGAGGCUGUUGGUUUGAACAAACGUAAUGAGGCUCUUCAGCACAUAAAAACUGGAUACAACAACGAGCUAGCGUAUCGUAAAGGCGAUGGCUCAUUUGCUGUGUGGGCUGAUCAUGGAAGUAGCACCUGGCUGACAGCUUAUGUGACCAAGGUGUUUUCUUUAGCUUACAACUUGAUAGCAGUGCAAAAUGAUCACAUCUGUGGUGCUGUGAAGUAUCUGAUCCUCAAAGCUCAGCAACCUGAUGGCAUGUUUAAAGAAAUUGGAAAAGUACACCAUAGAGAGAUGCAGGGUGAUGUGCUUGGCGGAGACUCGGAUGCCUCCAUGACGGCCUUCUGCCUGAUUGCCAUGCAGGAAACACGCACAAUAUGCGGAGCAACUGUAAAUAGUCUUCCAUCCAGUAUAGAAAAAGCAGUCACCUACCUUGAGAGACGUCUCCCCAACCUCUCCAACCCUUAUGCCGUCGCCAUUACAUCAUACGCCCUGGCCAAUGAAAACAAACUUAACCGGGAAAUCCUCUACAAGUUUGCUUCUCCUGAGUUAAACCACUGGCCUGUACCUGGAAAACAGACCUUCACACAAGAGGCGACAGCUUAUGCUCUCUUGGCUCUGGUCAGAGCUCAGCUCUUUGAAGAUGCACGGCCUAUCCUUAGAUGGUUUAACCAACAACAGUUUGUGGGUGGAGGCUACGGAUCAACACAGGCCACUAUUAUCGUGUACCAGGCCGUGGCAGAGUACUGGGCCAAAGCUAAAGAACCAGAAUACAACCUAAAUGUUGACAUCUUGAUGCCGGGCAGAUCAAACCCUGACAAGUUCAACUUUAACAGAGAAAACCAGUUCACAACAAGAACAUCUAAACUUAAUGACAUCAACCAGGAUGUGAAAGUUACUGCCACAGGAACGGGAGAAGCAACAGUGAAAAUGGUUUCGCUUUAUUAUGCCAUUCCUAAAGAAAAGGAAAGUGACUGCCAGAAGUUUAAUCUCUCUGUGCAACUAAUCCCAGAAAAAGAGACAGACGAUGGCAAGACGUACAUGCUUAGGAUCCAUGUUAUGUAUAAGGACAGGGACAGUGACGCAAAAAUGACCAUCCUAGACAUCGGCCUGCUCUCUGGAUUCACUGUUGACACAAAGGAUCUGGACGCGUUAUCUAAAGGACGCGCCCGCACCAUUGCAAGGUAUGAGAUGAACACAGCUCUGUCCGAAAGAGGCUCACUCAUCAUCUAUCUGGACAAGGUUUCACGCAGACAACCAGAGGAGAUCAGCUUUAGGAUCCAACAAAAAUUUAAAGGUGGCAUCUUACAACCAGCGGCCGUGUCUGUCUAUGAGUACUAUGAGCAAACACCGUGUGUGAAAUUCUACCAUCCACAGAGGAAAGGAGGAAAACUGCUCCAGCUCUGCAGAGAUAAUGAAUGCACCUGUGCAGAAGAGGACUGCAGUAUGCAGAAAAAGGGUCAAAUUAGCAACGACGAGCGCACAAAUAAGAUCUGCGAGAGCACGGAGACCAGCAAGGUAGAGUUUGCAUACAAAGCUAUGGUGGAAGGGAAUAAAUUUGAGGUGGCUACAGACUUGUACACGAUGCGCAUAGUGCAGGUUAUUAAAGAAGGAAGCACUGAUGUUGGUUCUGUUGGUAAGCUGCGCACAUUCUUCAGUUAUCAGCACUGCAGAGAAGCUCUAAGACUGGAAACGGGCAAAACUUACCUCAUCAUGGGAUCAUCCAAAAACAUUCACAGAGACGACCAGGAGCAAACGUACCAGUAUGUGCUGGGGGAGAGGACCUGGAUCGAGUACUGGCCCUCAGAAGAAGAGUGCCAGACCGACGAACAUCGAUCUACCUGCAUGGGCCUGGAGGAGAUGGUCGAGCAGUACAGCAGUUUUGCAUGUCAGCAGUAACUGAACUCAAGAAAACAAUGAUCAUGUGUCCACUAAUGUUUUUUUUGCAAUGUUUGUAAAGGUUGUCCAGAGUGGGCUGUAUAAGACCUAAAAUAUGUAUUAAUUAAAAAUGUAUUAAUCAAAA